This is a messenger RNA of Tripterygium wilfordii, 1385 nucleotides long. Its product is annotated as microtubule-binding protein TANGLED-like. Lineage: Eukaryota; Viridiplantae; Streptophyta; Magnoliopsida; Celastrales; Celastraceae. Gene Ontology annotation, biological process: regulation of phragmoplast microtubule organization. The transcript has 4 exons. Bases 184 to 1272 code for a protein of 362 amino acids. The record is from RefSeq and is a predicted model, not a curated record. Gene Ontology annotation, molecular function: microtubule binding.
UAGAUCCGUUACAAGAGUUUUAUGUUUCAAGUUUUGUUUUUGACUUUUACACUUUGGUCUGAGAGAGAGAGAUCGUAACGGAGAAGGAAGCCAUUAUGAAGAAUCUCAGGUUUCUGAGUAUUUAGAGAGAGAAACAGAAAGCAAAUCUACUCUCUGUGUUGUGGGUGUUUGACGUUGGCAAUCAUGGUUGCAAGAACCCCACCAAAGCAGAGGAGAUCAAUGGUGGCUCCUCUCAACCCAACUCUCAUCAGAGAAACUGUAAACAAGGUGGAUAAAUGUAUGGCAAGAUUGCAAGAACUGCAGUACACAGUUGCAGGAGGAACCAAGGUGAUAGCUGGAGUGAGUCUCAGUCCAAGGAGCAUCAGAGGUUACUUGAGGACUAGUCUUAGGUGCAAGCAAGAAACUGUGAGGAUCAAGAAUGGCACCCCCAGGAAAUCUCCGGCGGGGAAGUUUCCGGCAACUAUAGGAGGAGAAUGGCGACAAAUGUCGUUACCAGCAAUGCUAUUAGGAGAAACAAUGGGAGAUAUUCUACAAGCAAGCCAAUUUGCAAAAGAAAUAGUAACAUCAGUUGCUCACAAAACCAAGAAAAUAGCACCAGAAGAUCCAAAAACACCAGUCACAGAACAGAGGAAACAGAGACCCCUGCUUGAGAACACUGAACUCAAGACCAGAAGAACGAAGGAGAAGCAAAAUAAACUAACCCUAAUCCGAUCAGAAUCCGAUACGCUGUCUCUUCAAAGGGCUAGAUCACGUAUCAAUUUCAAGGUUUCGCCUCCAAAGAAGACUGAUUUCCACAAAGAAGAUAACAACCAUUAUGUGGCAAACAGAGUAUCUCCCAAGCACAGGCCUUGGGCUAAAAAAACUGUACUUUUUCCAAACCCUCUGUUCCUUUCUACACCUUCUGCUCCCCAGCAACCAAAGUUCUGCAAGACAAGGUCACCAGUCAUAGCAAGAACUAAACAACAGACUCCACAUAAGUUCUUGAUUAAGUCUCCACCGCGAGCGCCGCCAUCAUCAGCUUCCAAAUAUCAUGUAAAGAUCAAGAGCCCACCAGUUGUUUCACUUUCUCCUACAAGGUCUGCAAACUUGAGCAAGAAAUCAUCACCAAAGGUGUCAACUGCCUCAAAACUGCGGCGAUCGUUUUCACCUUCAAGGAUUGCCAACAGAUUGGUGUCUCCUUUAAAGGGCAUAAAAAAUGUACAGAAGAUUGAUGGGCUGAAAUAUCGUCCGGUUUCAAUUCCUCCUAAGCAAUUCCCAACUAGGAGAAUUUGAUUGUGUAUAAAAAAAGUAAACAAACUCCCAUGCAUAAGUCCCCUCCGGCAAUCAGAGGGUCAAGGAUAUACCAGAUGUACACAGAUCUUACCUCAACAUAAUAUUUAGAGAGU